AUGAGCCACCGCAAAGGGCUGGCCCAUGCUAACCAGGCAGACAGAGCUCUCGCUAAUGGAUUCAUCGCUACAAUUGCUGACGUACCAGCAGUGGGGCAGCUCGGAGUGGGUGUGCUGAUCCUGGAAGGGAAAGAGCAAACUCCCUCUUCUCCGGAUGACCUGUCUCAGGGAUGCUUCGCAGUCCGAGAAGCAUCGAUGGAGGCAUUGGAGUUGCAGCUGGAGGCAGUGGAAGCACAGAUCCGUGACCUCAAGAUGAAACGAGCACAGCUCCGGGAACAACGGGCCUUGCUUGAUGUCUCCCGGGCUGUGGCUUGCUCAUCUGAGAUGACUAUUGAAGCUCUUCUCCUCAUUGUAGCUGCUCUGCAGGAUCACACAGCAGCUGCUGUUGAAUAUCCUCUGGAUAUGGCUCUGAAUUCAGUUGAUGAUCAGUAUGAUGGAUGCACAGACAACAUGACAGCUUUGGUGAAAACAAAAUAUCUGCCGAAGGAACUCAGUAGCUCUGAAUUUAAUUUCAAAGAUGCUUGGAGAGAGGCUGAAAACCAUUCUAAAAUGCCAGAAAAUAACUUGACAAUUGAUCAUUCAUUUGCCAUCUAUAUGUACACUGGUGAUAAAGUGUUUCGUGAUUUCAAUAAUGCCACUCGUUCUGGCAGGGAAAACUACACCAUUGGGAAAUACGGCUGGUAUUCACUUCACUUUCUGUUAACAGAGGCCUUACAGAUUCUGAAAACAACACAAAAUAGAUGCUUUGAUACCUUUCGUAGUACAAAAUCAAAGUUUGAACUUCUCAACAACACUGUUCGUUUUGGCUCAUUUGCAUCUUCCUCUUACAAUCGGAGAAAGGCAACGUUUUUUGGAAAUAAAUCUUGUUUUGAGAUUCACACCUGUGAAGGUGCUGAAAUUACGAAUCAUUCCAAGCUUAAUCAUGAGAAAGAGGUGCUGAUUCCUCCAUAUGAGAUGUUUAGAGUCACUGAAACCAAGACAAUUGAUAAGCAGAACGAUCUGUGGUGUGAAACUGUGUAUGUGUUGAACAGCACCGGGAUAAGGAGUGAUCUGAACUGUGCUCUGACCAAGCACUCAUGA
This is a messenger RNA of Danio aesculapii, 1080 nucleotides long. RefSeq names its product T-cell ecto-ADP-ribosyltransferase 1-like. The transcript has 4 exons. NCBI's taxonomy places the organism in Eukaryota, Metazoa, Chordata, Actinopteri, Cypriniformes, Danionidae. The coding region runs from base 1 to 1080 and encodes 359 amino acids. Gene Ontology annotation, molecular function: NAD+ poly-ADP-ribosyltransferase activity; NAD+-protein-arginine ADP-ribosyltransferase activity. The record is from RefSeq and is a predicted model, not a curated record.